This is a messenger RNA of Branchiostoma floridae (Florida lancelet), 2690 nucleotides long. RefSeq lists its product as uncharacterized. NCBI's taxonomy places the organism in Eukaryota, Metazoa, Chordata, Leptocardii, Amphioxiformes, Branchiostomatidae. The record is from RefSeq and is a predicted model, not a curated record. The transcript has 9 exons. The coding region runs from base 85 to 1614 and encodes 509 amino acids.
UGAAUAGGCAUGAAGAUAGCGGCGCCAUCAUGAAUCAUGAUAUUCAUAUAAUGCAGAUUAAAGUCGCUCGGGGAUGAGGAAGCGAUGCCGCAGACUUUAUUAAAGCAGCUUACAAUGAUAUUUAGUCCGAUGUGGGCAGUGGUAGUGAAGAGACGAAAGGGUUACUUUCUUACUACACGAAGACGUGCCACCAUGCUGUUGUCGCCGUCCUCGGUGCUGAUUCUCCUGCUGUUGGCGGGGUGGCCGUGUGAGGGAGAAACCUACAGGUCCGACAUCAGUUUUGAUGCUAAGUUCCCCUCAGACGGUGACUUGGUAGAGGGAAACAGCAGCUUUGAGUGGCAGAUUUCAUCUGACGGUAACGUCACAUCGGGAAACAGCAGUUUUCCAAAAAACGGCAACUCCACAAGGACCAAGAACGACUGCGAAAAGAGCAACAAGAGUCUCGAGUGGAAGUUUGCCGCAAAAGUCAACAUUGGCGAGCCCUCCACCAUCAUGGAAACCCUCACCCGGGUGCUGGCGGAGUUAUCACUUUUUGAGCAGCAUCUCGGUGCUACAAGAGUGCUUCUGGACAGAGUGCGUCAUCAGACCGCAAUCGCCACAGAGGUUCUGGCCCCAUAUCAGCGUUUGGGCGCCAAGAUGUACAAACUCCUGGACACCAUCCUCACGUACGAGGAAGCAAAAGCCGCGUGUGAGGCCGAAGGCGCGACCCUCCUGGCAACGAAGGACAAGGCAACCCAAGAUGGACUCACCCGGCACCGUGCUCACUGGCUGUCCCAAUCUACGUGGUUGGGUCUCCGGAAGAAUCCGACUGCAGCUGAAGAACAGUGGGUGUGGAGUGACGGUGGGCCGCUAGGGGGAUGGACGCAAUGGGGCGGUGUAGCCAACUGCCUACCAGACCCAGACUGGCUUGAGUCGAUUUCCAUCAGCCUCGAAGACGGAGAUGAGUGGCUACGACCCCAGAUAGAGCCACCCAGGUGCCCCGAGGGACAACUGAAUUGCACAUAUUUGACUGCUGAAGGUUUCUGGUACAAGGCAUCGUGUGAUUCCAAGGCCAAUGGGAUUUGUCAGCGACCAGUCCCUGGGUGUAAGUCUGCCCGUCCACGCGAAGUGUUCCGUGUGGAGAGGAGCUCCGGGAUGCCCGUGUACUCAACCUGGCAGAGGGUGGGACUCGACAUCUGGGCGGAGUGGAACGUGCAGGAGGUGAUUGUGGAACUGUUCAAGGAUCACACCAGCGUGCUGAAGUUGGUGUUCGACGGGAAAGGCAGCGAUCACAUGAGCUGGUUCUCCCCGGACAACGUGCUGUCUGCCCCAUGGACAGAUCUCAUCGAGCCGACGUUCUUCAGCAUCCAGGGGGACAAGAGAAAUGACAGGCGUUUCUUCAUCAACGAACGAUACUACAGCUGUGAGCACGACCAGGGCUGGCUGGCCGUGCUGGAGUCGGAGAAACCUCCAUGCGCCUGGGAACGUCCUCAUGGCUUCACUAACGACGACCUACCCAUCAUCCUCUACUCCACAGCCCCGUGGAAGGUCACCUGGGAACAGGUUUCAGGUAUAAACUACGUCGGCGUGGCGGACUUCAUGACGGUGUCCAUUGUUGAGUGCCAGAACCUGUGAGGAGCGCAUGGCGUGUUCUGUAGGCGGCUCCUUCGACUGGAGAGCGAAGAUAAACAGCGAUUUGUAGUAUUACUUGUAGUACCACAUGCUCUUCAAGCAGUGUUUCCGCUGCCGCUGUUUUAUGACGUGUUUUAUGCGUUGUUAUCGGGCUUUUUAUUUUGUGCUCCUCAGAAUACAGCACAAAAUAGAAAGUCCUAUAGCAACGCCUAAAACGCGUAAAAGCAGUCGGAGCCGAACCUUUGCUUGGAGAGAAGUAUUAUAAAGGUAGAUUAGAAGUGGUUAACCUGUGUAUACCUAAGGUGGUUUCAGAAUAUCGAAUCGUAAACAAGUUAACCUUUUCAAUUGUGUAGGGUUACCUGACUAAGUUCCCCCAUACUGUGAAAAAAAACUAACAGAGAUAUGUGACAAGUCUGCAUUGCAAUUGUGCAAUUUUGGCCAAGUUGAAAUCCGCAGUUCAGGGCUGGCUUGAUACCUCUGUCUCUAAGAUAAUGGGGACGUCAUUACAUGAGAAAUGUGUAUCGUAAUUAAUGCUUUUAUUGUAACGUGUUUUAUGCAAGUAAUAGGUGAUCACUGUUAUGUUAAAAUAUUUGAUUACAUUGGUAGUUGCCCUAGUAGCUGCUGUGUUUUUAACAAUGCCAUUUCCGUAGUACAUUACUGUUGCAUUAUUAGUUUGAUGAUGACCAACGCUCAAGUACCGAUACACACAUUUAUUGCACAUUGGAAUGGACAGAAAACAAAACUUCAAUGGUCUCAAACAAAUUCUUCACUCGCCACGGUUGUACUGGGAUGAUCACUGUGCUAUCUCCUGUAUCAAACCUGCCAAGUCUGGAAUGGAGGUAGAAGUUGUUGUAACUACGACAAGGGGACUGUAACACAUGUAUCUUCCCAUUGCUGAGUAGACUUUGGUUGGUACAAUUCUCUCCGUCACUAAAUGCCCAGUUACCAUGGUUACAAACGUUCCUGAGGAAAAUCUAAUUUUUACAGUGUUUACCACAUUUCAUGACGUGUCAGCACAGACUUCCGUACAGAUCUAUUUCAAAACAUGUACAUUUUUCUGAAAAAGAAUGAAAGAUGGG